This is a messenger RNA of Exserohilum turcica Et28A, 683 nucleotides long. RefSeq lists its product as uncharacterized. The transcript has 2 exons. Lineage: Eukaryota; Fungi; Ascomycota; Dothideomycetes; Pleosporales; Pleosporaceae. The record is from RefSeq and is a predicted model, not a curated record. The coding region runs from base 66 to 584 and encodes 172 amino acids.
AAAAAACUCCACCAGUCAUUCCAAUCGCUCUUUACCACGUCGACGCCGCAAACCAUCCAUUCAAUAUGUUCUACGUCAUGUACCUGACAGGCCUUUGCCAAAGGCGCCACUGGCCCGACCCACUCUUCCAGACAUUCCGCACCCGCUACGGCUAUGGCUCGACGGUGCGAGUAAACAACCGUGAAUACUCUACAGACGUCGAAUACGAGUCGGAAGAGCUGGCAAAGAAUGCCGCCGCCACCCGAGCUUACAUGAUUUGCCGUAACUUUUCGGUAAACGAUGGCAUGUAUCCUGGACAGCGGCCCGGCGAGGGAGCUCAAGGUCUCCCGACACCAAUCGGAGCCGGUCGACGGAAUACGACUUCAUCAAACGACUACGACAGCUCGAGCACCACCAGUGGUGGCACCAGCCCCAGAAGCUCCGAUUGCGGACUCGACGCUGCGCAAGCGGCUGCGGCGGGGCGACGACCCAGCAAGGUUUCUACGAUGCAGCCUUCUGCAUCGGCGUGCCCUUGUGGACGCGGAUAUGUCCGAGCUUACGAGAUGUGCUCGGGCUGUCUCCAGGAGGCGGGCUACAGAGUCUAGAGGAUGGUAAUACAUCCAAACCACGAGCCGAAGACACGACACAAACAACAACCACUACUCAGGACUCACAAACCGAGCCACACUCGAAAUUACACCCCC